GACCGGGAAAGAACCAAAUAGGCGGUAAUCAACCCACGACGCAUCCAAACUGUCGGGUUCCCGCAACCCGGGAACCAACAAGGUCCUGUAUAAUAACGAGUGGGAAUAUUAUUUACUAUUAUUAUUUUGCCUUGACCGGGAAAUCGCCACUGCUCUGCCGACCCAGUACGUACACAUACAUGUAACACCAAUCCGAGCCACCAUGGAACUGCUCAAAAUCGCCUUUGACAUGCUGCCUCGGAGGCUUCGGCGUUCCUCAGGUUCGGGUUCAGAGCAAGCAAUUCUCAGCAACAAAAAGGCCACGGCCGCGACACUUCUUUGCGCCGCCUGCUCGCUGCAAACAGGCUCUGGAGUAUCGGAGCUUCCGUAUUACGGCCGGAGUCCGCCGGUUUAUCCGUCCCCAUCCGGCAAUGGCUCCACAAAUGCCCGGUGGUCUCUCGCUUACGGCCACGCACAGGAUCUGGUCUCGCGCAUGACGGUCGAGGAGAAAGUAAACAUCACCCGGGGCUGGCCCGGCCCCUGCGUAGGCAAUACGGGCGAGGUGCCCCGGCUGGGAAUCCCCGCUCUCUGCUUCGCUGAUGGGCCCUCGGGCAUCCGCGGACAAGAGUUCGUGUCGGCCUUCCCCGCCGGCAUUCAUCUGGCGGCCACCUUCGACAAGGAUCUCAUGUACCGCUACGGCCAGGCACUCGGCAGCGAAUACUACGGAAAGGGCAUCAAUGUCGCCCUAGGCCCAGUCGCCGGUCCCCUUGGCCGCGUCGCCAAGGGCGGUCGGAACUGGGAGGGGCUCAGCAACGACCCCUAUUUGGCCGGUGCCGGCAUGGGCGCCAUCACCCGCGGCAUCCAGGACGCUGGCGUAAUCGCCACGCCCAAGCACUGGUUGCUGAAUGAGCAAGAGUUCCGCCGCAGGUGGACUCCCAUGGGCGAUGCCAUCAGCGCCAACGUCGACGACCGCACUCUGCACGAGCUGUACGUCUUCCCCUUCAUGGAUGCGUUGCGUGAGGGAGCUGGCGCUGUCAUGUGCAGCUACCAGCGGGCCAACCACUCGUACGCCUGUCAAAACUCGAAACUGUUGAACGGGAUCCUCAAGACGGAGCUCGGCUUUGAGGGGUUCGUCGUCAGUGACUGGGAUGGCCAGAUGUCCGGGGUAGCCUCGGCCAAGGCAGGCCUGGACCUCGUCAUGCCUGGUGCCGGUUUCUGGGGCGAUAGUCUGGCGCAAGCCGUGCACAAUGGGUCUGUGAGCGAAGAGCGCAUCAGCGACAUGGCCACUCGCAUCCUGGCGCCGUGGUACAAUCUCGGCCAACAGAACACCUACCCACCGCCGGCCAUUUUUGACAACCUCCAAAAGCACUUUCCCGUCGAUGUCCGUGGAGACCACGCCAACCUGAUUGAAGAGAUCGGUGCAGCUGGCACAGUCCUCGUGAAAAACGUUAACAACACCCUGCCGCUCAAGAAGCCUAAGUUCCUCUGCAUCUACGGCUACGACGCCACCGUCAAGGCGGGUCCUUGGCAGAACCGCGACCGCUACAGCGGCGGUUACGACGAGAACUUUGGCUGGAACACCUUCAACGGCACGCUCGUCACCGCGGGCGGCUCCGGGGGAAACACGCCGCCGUACGUCAUCUCCCCCUUCCAGGCCCUGCAGGAUCGCAUCACCAAGGACGGGGGUAUCUUGCGCUGGGACUUUUACUCGGACAACCCUACCCCUUACGUCAACACCGAGGCGUGUCUCGUGUUCAUCAAUGCCUACGCCUCGGAGAGCUUCGACCGUACCAACUUGACGGACGAGUUCAGCGACAGGCUGGUGCUGAACGUCGCUUCGUGGUGCCCCAACACCAUCGUCAUCAUCCACUCUGCCGGAAUACGCACCGUCUCGGCAUGGAUCUCGCACCCCAACGUAACAGCAACGCUCUUCGCGGGCCUCCCAGGCCAAGAAUCCGGGCACGCCCUCACCUCGAUCCUCUACGGCGCCACCAACCCAACCGGCCGACUCCCGUACACCAUCCCGCGCUCCGAGCACGACCUCCCCCCCGACCUCCUCGACCCCUCCCUCUCCACCGCCCCCUUCCCCGAAACCAACUUCACCGAAGGCCUCCACCUCGACUACCGCCACUUCGACGCCCACCGCAAAGACCCCGAAUUCCCCUUCGGCUUCGGCCUCUCCUACACCACCUUCACCUACACCAACCUCACCCUCACCACCACCACCACCCCCACCACCACCUCCUCCGCAUGGACCGAGUUCCCCGACCCACACACGCCCAUCCGCCAGGGCGGCCACCCAGCCCUGUGGGACGUGCUCGCCGUCGCGCGCUGCGCCGUCACCAACGCGGGGGAUGUCGAUGGCGCCGAGGUCGCGCAGCUGUAUAUCGGCGUGCCGGGGGCCGGGGUGCCAGAGUCUCAGGGGGGGGAUGUGCAGGCGCCGGUAAGGCAGCUUCGCGGGUUUGUGCGGGUGGGCCCGCUGGUACCGGGCCAGGCGCGCGAGGCGGUGUUUGAGUUGACAAGGCGGGAUUUGAGUGUCUGGGAUGUGGAGGCGCAGGCGUGGCGGUUGAGGAGGGGGAGGUAUAGGGUGUGGGUGGGGGGGAGUAGUCGGGAUUUGAGGGUCGGGGGGGAGUUGGUGGUUGGGUGAGUGAGUGGGGGGUGUUGGGGCGGUUACUGGGGUGGGUUGGGGGUGGCAUUGGGUGGUGUUAGGUACGUAGGG
This is a messenger RNA of Chaetomium fimeti, 2698 nucleotides long. RefSeq names its product glycoside hydrolase family 3 protein. Gene Ontology annotation, molecular function: beta-glucosidase activity. The record is from RefSeq and is a predicted model, not a curated record. Bases 203 to 2626 code for a protein of 807 amino acids. Gene Ontology annotation, biological process: glucan catabolic process. The transcript is spliced from 3 exons. Lineage: Eukaryota; Fungi; Ascomycota; Sordariomycetes; Sordariales; Chaetomiaceae.